This is a messenger RNA of Odocoileus virginianus texanus, 3303 nucleotides long. The record is from RefSeq and is a predicted model, not a curated record. Lineage: Eukaryota; Metazoa; Chordata; Mammalia; Artiodactyla; Cervidae.
CUCGUCCAAUUGGUCCGCCUUCUCGUCAGUAAGGGCGGAGAGGGGAGGGCGCCGGAUGGAACAUUUCCCGCCACCGAGAGACGCCGCGCGGAAAACCCGGAAAAGAAGCAGCUCUCGAUUGGAUGCUCGAUGCUGUAGCGUAAGAAAAUCAGCCAAUCGGAAUGUACAGACGCUCCACGAUACCCCGCCCCCUCCUCGAGGUUACUUUUCUUGGCGGGAAAAGUUGGGAAGUUUUCGCGCCGGGGUGUCAACCGAAGGAACUCCGCGCAGAAAUACCCGGGCGGCGAGCAUGGCGGGGACCGUGGUGCUGGACGAUGUGGAGCUGCGAGAGGCGCAGAGAGACUACCUGGACUUCCUGGACGACGAGGAAGACCAGGGAAUUUAUCAGAGCAAAGUUCGGGAGCUGAUUAGUGAUAACCAGUACCGGUUGAUUGUCAACGUGAAUGACCUGCGUAGGAAAAACGAGAAGAGGGCUAACCGCCUGCUGAGCAGCGCCUUUGAGGAGCUGGUGGCCUUCCAGCGGGCUCUGAAGGACUUCGUGGCCUCCAUUGAUGCUGCGUACGCCAAGCAGUAUGAGGAGUUCUACAUAGGCUUGGAGGGCAGCUUCGGCUCCAAGCACGUCUCUCCUCGGACCCUUACCUCCUGCUUCCUGAGCUGUGUCGUCUGUGUGGAGGGCAUUGUUACUAAAUGCUCUCUAGUUCGUCCCAAAGUCGUCCGCAGUGUCCACUACUGUCCUGCUACCAAGAAGACCAUAGAGCGACGUUAUUCUGAUCUCACCACCCUGGUGGCCUUUCCUUCCAGCUCUGUCUAUCCCACCAAGGAUGAGGAAAACAAUCCCCUUGAGACAGAAUACGGCCUUUCUGUCUACAAGGACCACCAGACCAUCACCAUCCAGGAAAUGCCGGAGAAGGCUCCCGCCGGCCAGCUUCCCCGCUCCGUGGACGUCAUCCUGGAUGACGACUUGGUGGACAGAGUGAAGCCCGGUGACCGGGUGCAGGUGGUGGGGACCUACCGCUGCCUUCCAGGAAAGAAGGGAGGCUACACCUCGGGCACCUUCAGGACUGUCUUGAUUGCCUGUAACGUGAAACAGAUGAGCAAGGAUGUUCAGCCUUCCUUCUCUGCUGAAGACAUAGCCAAGAUCAAGAAGUUCAGUAAAACCCGCUCCAAGGAUAUCUUUGACCAGCUGGCCAGGUCGCUGGCGCCCAGCAUCCACGGGCACGACUAUGUCAAGAAGGCGAUCCUCUGCUUGCUGCUGGGUGGGGUGGAGCGAGACCUCGAGAACGGCAGCCACAUCCGUGGGGACAUCAAUAUCCUUCUCAUAGGAGACCCAUCGGUCGCCAAGUCCCAGCUGCUGCGAUACGUGCUCUGCACAGCACCGCGGGCCAUCCCCACCACCGGCCGGGGCUCCUCCGGUGUGGGUCUCACGGCCGCUGUCACCACAGACCAGGAAACAGGUGAGCGCCGUCUGGAGGCGGGGGCCAUGGUCCUGGCUGACCGAGGCGUGGUUUGCAUCGAUGAGUUUGACAAGAUGUCUGACAUGGACCGCACGGCCAUUCACGAGGUGAUGGAGCAGGGCCGAGUCACCAUCGCCAAGGCCGGCAUCCACGCCCGCCUCAACGCCCGCUGCAGUGUUUUGGCAGCUGCCAACCCCGUCUACGGCAGGUAUGAUCAGUACAAGACCCCCAUGGAGAACAUCGGGCUGCAGGACUCACUGCUAUCCCGAUUCGACCUCCUCUUCAUCAUGCUGGACCAGAUGGAUCCCGAGCAGGACCGGGAGAUCUCAGACCACGUCCUCCGAAUGCACCGCUACAGGGCACCCGGAGAGCAGGAUGGUGACGCUAUGCCUCUAGGCAGCGCUGUGGAUAUCCUGGCCACUGAUGAUCCCAACUUCAGCCCGGAUGACCAGCAGGACACCCAGAUCUACGAGAAGCAUGACAGCCUUCUGCAUGGGGUCAAGAAGAAGAAGGAGAAGAUGGUGAGUGCGGCGUUCAUGCGGAAGUACAUCCACGUGGCCAAAAUCAUCAAGCCGGUGCUGACGCAGGAGUCAGCUGCCUACAUCGCGGAGGAGUACUCACGCCUGCGCAGUCAGGACAGCAUGAGCUCGGACACCGCCAGGACAUCUCCAGUGACAGCCCGGACCCUGGAAACCCUGAUUCGCUUGGCCACGGCCCACGCCAAGGCCCGCAUGAGCAAGACCGUGGACCUGCAGGACGCAGAGGAGGCUGUGGAGCUUGUCCAGUACGCUUACUUCAAGAAGGUUCUCGAGAAGGAGAAGAAACGUAAGAAGCGAAAUGAGGAUGAAUCAGAGACGGAAGAUGAAGUGGAGAAGAGCCAGGAGGACCAGGAGCAGAAGACGAAGAGGAGGAGGACCCAUCCCUCGGAUGCCAAGGAAGGGGACUCCUAUGACCCUUAUGACUUCACCAACACGGAGGAGGAAAUGCCUCAGGCUCAGGCACGGAACGGCCAUCAGGGGCAGUCUGUGGGGUACACUGAUGCUCAUGGGCUCCGGCAUCGUUGUGGCAGCUUCCUCCUCCUUCACCCUCUCUCUCCCAUCCUGGGCAGGUUGAAGGCCUUCAAGGCGGCCCUCUUAGAGGUGUUCCGGGAAGCUCACGCACAAUCAGUUGGCAUGAGUCGCCUCACAGAAUCCGUCAACCGAGACAACGAAGAGCCCUUCUCCUCCACGGAGAUCCAGGCUGCGCUGAGCAGGAUGCAGGACGACAACCAGGUCAUGGUCUCCGAGGGCAUAGUCUUCCUCAUCUGAGGGCCCUCGUCUUUCGACCGUGGGGUCCAGCCAAGAACGUUCCUUCCAGUUUCCUCUUCACCCUCCCUCCAGCCCAGCCUUUGCCUUCAUUCCUUGAAUGUCAGUGUUGAAUUGAACUGAAGUGGAGGGUGGGUGACAAGCAGAGUCAGGACUCGGUAGAAGCCUGAGGACGGGUCAGGAAAACUGCCGUGGGGUCAAGAGAAGGUGGACGGGACCAAGGCAAUGCAUCUUCACUGCACAAGACUGGACCAUCCCCACUGCCGGCCCCAGACAAGCCACACCAUUUUUCACUGUAGACAGCACAACUUUGAGUAUGUUAGGGGGUCACAGCUUGUUUCUGUUCAUCCUUUCUGUGUUUGCUUCUGCCCCCCAGCAGUUUGGUCUAGAACAGACUCUGGUGGUUCUGUGCUGAUGGAGAAACUGAGGCAAAUCCUCAGGCCUAGAAAGCUUGCUUUGCGGUAGCACCAGUUAAGACUCAUGGAGUUUUGACCCAAACAUCCAAGACAUUUAAUAAACACUCAUGUUUUAUGCUCUCCAUGUGA